AUGACCAGCCCCUACGCCGCAAGGGACAAAUGCUACGAGGAUCUGCAUGCCCUCCUGGAGACUGUGAUGCAGGCGUAUAAGUUGAUUGUCCUUGGUAACUUCAACGUCCGAGUCGGCACAGACCAUGCUGCCUGGAGAGGAGUGCCGGGUCCCCAUGGUCUUAACAAAUCCAACAACAAUGGCCUGCUCCUUAUACGAACCUGCGGCGAACGCUGACGCAUCCUGACGAUCACCUUCUUCCGCCUCCCAUUGGGAGAGAAGGCCACCUGGAUGCAUCCUCGGUCGCGUCAGUGGCACCUGCUGGACUAUGUCCUCGUCCCGAGGCGAGGCCAGGGGGGCGCGCUGGUGACAAAAGCGAUUGCGGGUACUGACGGGUGGACCGAACAUCGCCUCGUCAUCUCCGAGAUGCGGAUUAGUCUACAGUCUCGCAGGAAGCCUUAAGGUAAGCGAUCUCCAGGUAAGCAGAAUAUUGCUUUGUUGUCUUUGCCUGCUCGCCAUCCCCACUUCAGCAGCGAGCUAGCUCGACGGCUAGACAACCGAUCGGUCCGUGAUGUCGCCACCGAUGAUGAUGAUGAUGAUGAUGAUGAUGAUGAUGAUGAUGAUGAUGAUGAUGCUGAUGAUGAUGAUAAGAACGCCUCCGGGGAGAACCGACGGUAUAAACUGCGAAAUACAGUCCAGGCAACGACGAUGGCUGUCCUCGGACUCGCAUGUCGUCAGCCGCAGGACUAG
This is a messenger RNA of Spirometra erinaceieuropaei, 729 nucleotides long. NCBI's taxonomy places the organism in Eukaryota, Metazoa, Platyhelminthes, Cestoda, Diphyllobothriidea, Diphyllobothriidae. The record is from the annotation of a GenBank genome assembly.